Molecule: messenger RNA, 3548 nt
Organism: Cyprinodon variegatus (sheepshead minnow)
Lineage: Eukaryota; Metazoa; Chordata; Actinopteri; Cyprinodontiformes; Cyprinodontidae
Gene: dpysl4
Product: dihydropyrimidinase like 4
Exons: 15
Coding region: 112-1821 (569 amino acids)
Cellular component (GO): cytosol; cytoplasm
Molecular function (GO): hydrolase activity, acting on carbon-nitrogen (but not peptide) bonds, in cyclic amides
Source: RefSeq, a predicted model, not a curated record
GUGUGUAUUAACGGGAGCAUGACGUCAUAAGCGGCUAGAACAACAAUAGCUGUGUGUUUGCGUGAGUGCAGCAAUUGAUCAGCUGAUCAGGACCGAUCCAGAUCCCUCAGGAUGUCCUUUCAGGCCAAGAAGAGACCCGCGGGCGACCGUCUCAUCAUCAAAGGAGGAAAGAUUGUCAAUGACGACCAGUCUUUCUAUGCCGAUGUCUACAUCGAGGAUGGUACCAUCAGACAGAUUGGCGAGAACCUGAUUGUCCCACCUGGUGUGAAGACACUGGAUGCAUACGGUCAGCUGGUAAUCCCUGGAGGAAUCGACGCAAACACUAACCUGCAUACUCCACAGAAAGGCCUGAACCCAUGUGAUGACUUCUACCAGGGAACCAGAGCUGCCCUGGCUGGAGGAACCACCACCAUCAUCGACCAUGUGCUGGUGGAACCAGGCGUUGGCUUAAUGUCAGCAUUUGAUCAGUGGAAGGAGGUGGCAGAGCAGAGGGCGUGCUGCGACUUCUCCUUCCACCUGGACGUGGCACGAUGGCACGAAGGCCUGUAUGAGGAGCUGGAGACACUCGUCAAGGAUAAAGGUGUGAACUCGUUCCUGUUCUUCAUGGCCUACAAAGACCGGUACCAGAGCUCCGACUCUCAGCUUUAUGAGGCGUUCGGGGUCCUCCGGGAUCUCGGAGCUAUUGCUCAGGUCCAUGCUGAGAAUGGUGACAUCAUCGAUGAGGAGCAGAAAAAACUUCUCAGUGUGGGUGUUACUGGACCUGAAGGCCAUGUUUUAUCCCACCCUGAUGAGGUGGAGACUGAGGCGGUCUACCGGGCUAUCACCAUCGCCAAACAGGCCAACUGCCCGCUGUAUGUUACCAAGGUCAUGAGCAAGUCCGCUGCUGAUGUCAUCGCUAAAGCCAGGAAGAAAGGUGUGGUUGUGUACGGGGAACCAAUUACAGCCUGCCUGGCCACUGAUGGCUCACACUACUGGUCCAAAGACUGGGCCACUGCGGCUGCCUUUGUCAUGAGCCCUCCGCUGAACCCAGACCCUUCCACGCCGCAGUACCUGACCUCCCUGUUAGCAUGCGGCGAUCUCCAGGUGACUUCCAGCGCACAGGCAAGCUUCUCCACAGCUCAGAAGGCUGUGGGUAAAGACGACUUCACGCUGAUCCCAGAGGGAACCAAUGGCAUUGAGGAAAGGCUGUCAGUGGUCUGGGACAGAGCUGUGUCUACAGGGAAGAUGGACGAGAAUGAGUUUGUUGCUGUCACAAGCACCAACGCUGCCAAACUCUUCAACAUGUAUCCACGCAAAGGACGUAUUGCUGUUGGAUCUGAUGCUGACAUUGUCAUAUGGAACCCAAAAGAGACCAGGACCGUUUCUGCAAAGGCUCACAACCUGACACUUGAGGUAAACAUCCUGGAGGGUUUGGAAUUCCGAGGCGUUCCAACGGUGGUGAUCAGUGGUGGUCAAAUUGUUAUGGAGGAUGGGCAGCUCAGCGUGACUGAAGGUUCUGGACGAUUUAUUCCAAGAAAGGCUUAUCCUGACACCGUCUACAAGAGGAUCAGAGCCCGCAGCAAGAUGGCAGAGGCUCGUGGCGUUCCCCGUGGCAACUAUGACGGGCCAGUCCAUGACGUCAGCAGUAUGAUUAAAUCAGUCCCACCAACUCCAACCACUAGGGGGCCUACAGGUGCAAAAAUACCAACUGGCCCCCGGAAUCUUCACCAGUCGGGAUUCACUCUGGCAGGGGCUCAGGUUGACGAUCACAUACCACGUCGCUCUGCUCAGAGGAUUGUGGCGCCGCCUGGUGGACGUUCCAACAUUACAUCAUUAUCUUAACCAUUUGUAUGUUUUUCCAAGUUUGGAGGAACGCCUGUUUAGGUGAUACAGCUUCAUUUAGUGAACCUUGGAGGUGUUUCCACCCUGGAACCGUCUGGCCCGUGUAAGCCUGAUCUGUAGCUCUGUAGUUUGAUUCUUCAUCUGAAACACUCAUACCGCAUCUCCUUAAUCCAUAUCAAACUCUUAUUGCAACAUAACCAACCUGAGAACUCUUGUAUUGAAUGUAGCAGUCUGUCUUUAUACCCUACAGUAGUUCCUAGUCUUUUAACAACCCCCUUUAGCCCAGUUUGGCUCCACCAUCAUGACUUACUGUACGAAGCAUCCUUAAACCAAACUUGGAGUGCUGCCUAGAUUAGGGAUAAUCUUGUUUCUAAAGCCUGGCAAACAUUUAAUCCAUAGCCCCCUUCCAACACCACUCCCACAGGAAGGGUAUACUAAAACCUUUCUGCUCCUCAUGUGAACAGCAGCUCAUGGUUUCUGUCAGUACAGCCAGAAGAAUCUCUCAUAGCAGAAUGACUUGUAUCACUAAAAACCAUAGUCAUUUAUUAUAUCUACAUGUUUCCAGCUGUUUGUGCCAUAAAACCACUUCACAAACUGGUUCUGCUAAUCAGAGGAAGCUGUUGGUUUUCCACUCCUCUCACUGCUGGUGGUGCUAACUAACACAGCAUAGCCAUUGAAUAAUAACCCUGUUGAAACCAGGAACUCCGUAAUAAACAACUUGAGGGCUUUUAAUUUGAAAGGUCUUGUCUCUGAGGGAUGCGUUCACAGCCUUAUCCUGUAUUUAGAGAUUCAUUGACAUCAUGUGACUCUGUAGCCUGUGAUGUCACAUUUUUAAUGUGGUGUUUUAUACGAUUUUGUCAUAAUUUUGUAUUUUACUGUUUUUGUAUCUCGGCUGUACUUGGUUCAUUGUUCCCUUUUAUGGGUUAUAUUUAUGUUCACAGGUAGUCCAGUUGUUGACCUCAUUUUGAAUAAGAUUUGUUUCUGGUACCGAUAACAGAAUCUGAUCACGUCUUCAAAAGUAAACUAAUUGGAGCGAUAAGACAGUGGCUCACCUUAGGUUCUGGUAGGCCUGGCUUUAUCAUAACCUGAUCCGUCUCUGGGGUCUUAUGAUCCAGUCAGUUUGGUCAGAACUGGUCAAAUUUUAUUCAGACUGAGGUCGUCAACAGAGUUCUCUAAAGCAGGGCAACCAUUGGCUGGUCAUUAAGGUGGGCGGAGCCACCUGGUCUAUUAGGUGGAGUCAGCAUUAGCUCCACCUUGCUUGUUAAAUAUAGUACCUUCCUGAUCCAACCGGACCAGAGACUUUACAGUGGCUUUGUCCACCUUGUACUUUCUUGCCGAUAAGUGUUAGCUUCGCUGCUCUCAUGUUGGGAGUCCGGCUGUCACUAGGGAAACAUGUCAGGGUGUUGGCAUGUUUACAGAAAGAUCCUUAAACUGAAAAUUCAAGUUUUAAUAAACAGGCUUUUCUAUAGGACAGUAAGUCCACAGUUCACCUGAUCAGCAGGUGCCAGGUUUAAAUUAAUCCAAUCCAGGUUAAUCUGAACUCGGACUAACCUGGACAAGAUUAGCAGACUGCUGGGUGGCUUCUGGUCGUCUUUCCGACAGUGAUCACCAACGCUACUGGCUGUCCAUGAGGAGGGUUACCAUAGCAACCACAUCUGUGAUGUAAUUGGUCUUGUGAAGGUUGUAAUUUGUACUUGUAAUGACAGUUGCAUGAUUAAAAUGUGAAA